This is a messenger RNA of Pestalotiopsis fici W106-1, 1023 nucleotides long. RefSeq lists its product as uncharacterized. Gene Ontology annotation, molecular function: oxidoreductase activity, acting on the CH-CH group of donors. The record is from RefSeq and is a predicted model, not a curated record. The transcript has 5 exons. Gene Ontology annotation, biological process: lipid metabolic process. Lineage: Eukaryota; Fungi; Ascomycota; Sordariomycetes; Amphisphaeriales; Sporocadaceae. The coding region runs from base 1 to 1023 and encodes 340 amino acids. Gene Ontology annotation, cellular component: membrane.
AUGGCGGGAACCGUUCACGUACUCGAUGAUUACUACCUGGCCAUCACACUUCUCAUCACGAUUGGCUACCAACUCGCCUUCUUCGCGGUCGCAUUCACGUUCAAGUUUGAUAAGUUGACAGACUUUGCCGGAGGCACAAACUUUGUAGUCCUAGCCAUCAUUACGCUUGCCUUCAGCGACCACCACCAUGCGCGCCAGAUUGUCGCGUCGCUGUUCAUCAUGGUCUGGGGCUUGCGGCUCUCGGGAUUCCUCCUCUUUCGCAUCCUAAAGACGGGCAAGGAUGAUCGCUUUGAUGACAAGCGUGACAAGUUCUUCCCAUUUCUUGGAUUCUGGGUGUUCCAGAUGAUCUGGGUCUGGACAGUCUCAUUACCCGUGACUGUGUUGAACUCGCCAAACAUCCAGCAAUACCCCCAGGCAUCUUUUGGCACGGGCCGCGAUAUUGCGGGUGUCAUCCUAUUUACCAUUGGCUUUGUCAUGGAGAGCAUGAGUGAUGUACAAAAGUUCAUUUUCCGCCAAAGGAACAACAAGUCUGCCAUUUGCGACAAGGGGUUCUUUUCCUGGAGUCGCCAUCCUAAUUACUUUGGAGAAAUUAUUAUCCAGUUUGCAAUCUACAUGAUUGCUGUUUCCUCUGCGGCUGAUGGGUACGUACGUGGCCAAGCAUACAAAGCCCUCUAUGCCACGAUCUUGGGCCCGUUCUUCUUGACUAUACUGCUCAUGUUCGUGUCUGGACUUCCGCUAUCAGAGCGACCAGGUGCAAAGAAGAGAUAUGAGAACGGCUCAAACUGGGAAGGCUACCAACGAUACCUCAAGAGAACCAGUAUCCUUAUCCCGCUUCCACCGCAGUUGUAUGAGCGACUGCCAGUCAUCAUCAAGAGGACGAUCCUCCUAGAGUUCCCAAUGUACGUCUUUGAUCCAGCAAAGCAUUCCAGUGGAGCACAGGGACAUCGCUCUGCGGAAGAAGGAAAUGGACAGACUGUUCCCAGUGAUAUUAGGCAAAGUGGAGAACAUUUGACAAGCAAUUAG